AUGGCUGCGCAAGUUGAUGAUAAGGUUAUGAUUUCUGUAGUUGAGUAUGCCCAGUUGAAAUCUACCACCCUAUCUAUGGGUGCACCUGUGAGUGUUAUUGCUACAGCAGGACCAUUUGAGAUACUCUCUCAAGUUGGACCAGUAGCCUAUAGACUAACACUAUCCCCAAAUUUAAGUCAAUUACACAACAUCUUCCACAUUUUCCGGUUAAAGAAGUACCAUCUAGAUCCCGAUCAUGUGAUGGAACCUGAUCAGAUUGAGUUAAAGGACAAUCUGUCAAUUGAGGUACGGCCAGAGCAGAUAGUGGAUCAAAAGGUCAAACAGCUGAGAAACAAGGCGAUUCUACUGAUUAAAAUGAUCUGGAAGGAUGCAAACUUCGAAGAAGCCACGAGGGAGAAGGAAGACAAGAUGAGGAGCAAGUAUCCAAAGCUCUUCACAUAA
Messenger RNA from Neltuma alba, 441 nucleotides. RefSeq lists its product as uncharacterized. The record is from RefSeq and is a predicted model, not a curated record. NCBI's taxonomy places the organism in Eukaryota, Viridiplantae, Streptophyta, Magnoliopsida, Fabales, Fabaceae. The coding region runs from base 1 to 441 and encodes 146 amino acids. The transcript is spliced from 2 exons.